Messenger RNA from Mixia osmundae IAM 14324, 1395 nucleotides. RefSeq lists its product as uncharacterized. The record is from RefSeq and is a predicted model, not a curated record. NCBI's taxonomy places the organism in Eukaryota, Fungi, Basidiomycota, Mixiomycetes, Mixiales, Mixiaceae. Gene Ontology annotation, biological process: phosphatidylinositol dephosphorylation. Gene Ontology annotation, molecular function: phosphatidylinositol-4,5-bisphosphate 5-phosphatase activity. The coding region runs from base 1 to 1395 and encodes 464 amino acids. The transcript has 5 exons.
AUGGAUCGAAGGAUGAGCAUCGAUCUCAUCAGCGCACUCCAGGCCAAAUCGUCAGACUACACCAUCCCCGAGACCGUCAGCAUCCAAAUCACCUCGUUCAAUGUAGCCAAUGCACUCCCUCAGCCCGGCCAGCUUGAUGCUCUGUUCGACAAAGCUGCGCGAGAUGUAGAGCUUCACGUGCUUGGAUUGCAAGAAAUGGACACGAGCAGUGAAGCCAUGUUGCGCUACACGCCGCAUCGCUCGCUAGCAUGGUCAUCAGCCCUUCUCGCUGCGCUGAACGUCAACAAUGCCACCGCCGAACAAUAUGAGCAGGUAGCCCAAGUACAGCUUGUCGGCCUAUGGCUCGUCCUCUUUGCGAGGCCUUCCUUCGCAUCUGCACUCUCCGAGAUCGAGACAACCACUGUACCCACUGGCUUGCUAUCUGUGGGCGGCAACAAAGGCGCGAGCGCCAUCAGAUUAUCGAUCCACAAGACGCCUGUCCUCUUUGUCAACGUGCAUCUGGCGGCUUUUGCCGAAGCGAAAGAGCGCCGACAUCAAGAUACGCUCGCGAUCAUGCGCGCUCUGUCACAGCGGUGGCCCAGCACUCAUCAGGAUGCAAGUAUAGACACAGUAACGACGUUUUACUUUGGCGACCUCAAUUACCGCAUCGACUUGCCGCGUGAAGAGAUCGAGCGAUUGCUCGCUGCUGGCGAUAACGUACUACUUGCCGGCUUUGACCAGCUCAGCAUCGAAAGACGAGCUCAGAGGACGCUAGACGGAUACGAAGAAGGAGAGUUCCAUCGCUUCCGACCCACUUACAAGUAUGAUAUCGCAUCGAACGACUUUGACAGUAGCCUGAAGCAAAGAGCGCCUGCUUGGACCGAUCGCAUCCUCUGGCAAUCAGCUCGCGAUGUACAACUGAUCAGCUAUGCCAGCCGGUCAGAUGUCAUCUUGAGUGAUCAUAAACCUGUCUUUGCACGUUUCCAGCUCUCAACCGAGCGAGAAGAUCCUACGAAGAGACGAGCUACGCUGGACGCACUUCUUGUCGAGAUGAACAAACUGGACAACAAGAUAUUGCCAGAUGUGAGCAUACUGCCGAGUCAGGAGGUCGAGCUUGAUGUUCGCACCAAGCCAAGAAUGCGAAUUGCCAUUCAAAAUACUUCGCCCGCUCGAGCAAACGUGGCAUUCAAGCCGGUAAUAGAAGGCGAAACCCCUUUCCCAGACUGGCUAAAGGUGCAUCCCACUAGCGCAACGCUCGAGGUGGAAGAACGAGCAGAAGUAGAGCUUGCGCUCGAUGAAUCGACGCUCGACUGGACAGGUCUAGAUAUCCAGUCAGAGGCGGUCUUGGUCUUGUCCAUAGAAGGAGGAAGAGACAUCUUUGUGCCUGUUGUAGCCAAACGCAGACAACGAGCAUGA